Messenger RNA from Orcinus orca (killer whale), 8636 nucleotides. RefSeq names its product POU class 2 homeobox 2 (gene POU2F2). Gene Ontology annotation, biological process: regulation of transcription by RNA polymerase II. The transcript has 17 exons. The record is from RefSeq and is a predicted model, not a curated record. NCBI's taxonomy places the organism in Eukaryota, Metazoa, Chordata, Mammalia, Artiodactyla, Delphinidae. Gene Ontology annotation, molecular function: RNA polymerase II cis-regulatory region sequence-specific DNA binding; DNA-binding transcription factor activity, RNA polymerase II-specific. The coding region runs from base 3280 to 5292 and encodes 670 amino acids. Gene Ontology annotation, cellular component: nucleus.
UUGGGUAGUUCAUUGCAGGGUCCGUGUUCCUCCUUGCUCCUUCCAGGGUGGGCCAUUCCUGUGUUGUCAUUACACACACACCUUUUUUGGGGGGUUUCCUUCUUACUAGCGGGACCCAUGUGCCUUUGUCUGCAAACGGAGUGGGAGUUUCUUACAGUAACUUGUGUUAUACUCAUGCUGUGGGUCUCCAGGAUCUGCUCAUGGGCCUCUCUCACGUUGACACCAGGGAGGCCCAUUAGGUCGUGCGCCUGCUUUAUGGACACAGGCCAUACAAUACUCCCUGCGUUCAUCUGCGCUGUGCAUACACAGCGUGGAUUCUGGCAAGCUGCUUGGUAUGUGGUUCCUCCAUCCAUGCCCUGUAGUUCUUGUGUGCCUAGUUUGUGUGCAGGUGGGGCAGGCAUUUCCUGUAUUUAUCCGUGUCCUGCACAGUCAGGGUGGGUGGGGCCUGAGGGCCUGAGGGCCUGUGAUGUGUAGGAGGUAUUCAGUGGUUCCAUGUCUCUUAUGCACGGCUGCGAAAGUCCCUGUACCUACUUUGUAUGCACAUGGGGUGAGUAUUUCUUGCAUUUAUUUGUUUUGUGCACACACUGUGGGUCCCAAGAGGCUGCUGCGCACACGGGGUAGUAGGUACUUCCGUGUCUGUUAAGAACGCUGCACGGUCCCGUGUACUUACUUUGUACGCCCGCGGGGUAGGUGUUUCCUGUAUUUAUUUCUGUUACGCACUUGCAUUGUAGGUCCCGGGAGCCCUCUCGGUACGGUACACGUGGGCAGUUGGUGAUUCUCACGUUUCUCUCACGCACCCAACGCGACGAUCCUGUGUGCCCAUUCAGUCGGCACGGGGCAGCCGGAUGACGGGUAACAAAGCGACAGGCAGUUGCUGAGCCCAGACCGAGCGGCGCGCCCGCGCCCUCCUCCCCCAAACCCCUUCCUGGUCUGGGUACCACUCGCAGCCCCAUCCUCUGCCCUGCACCGCAGCGCCCCCACCGGCCGGGGCCGGCGGCCACGUGUCCUCCUCAGACUCGGAGCCGACUUUGCCCGGGGCCCAGGGUCCCUUCCCCUUCAGCCUCCCUUUCCUUGCUCUCCCUCCCCAGCCUUACUGUGUCGGGCACAGGGGAGGUGUUCAGUGACCGUGUCCUGCCCUCCUUGCUUCCCUCCCCUCCCUGCUAUUUUUGUCUCCCCCAACCUGCCCUCCUGUUCUCUCCCCCUCCGCUCCCCUAGACCCCCUUGUUCCUCUCCUGGUCUCUGCUCUCACCCCAGCCUGCACCUAGCUUUCCCUAGGCUCUGCCUCUUUGUCCCCCACCCUGCCACACACACCUUUUCCAGUCUCAUUCUGUAUUUCGGACUCUCCAUUUAUCUCUUGGUGUCUCUGUCUUGUACCUCCCUAAGGAUUUCUGUCCACCAGGGCGCCUCUUCCAGUGUCUGUCUGUCUCCAUCGACCAUAUCUCUCUCUGUCUCUUUAGAUGUCUCCUCUGUCUCUUGCAGUCUCUGUCCAGGUCUCUGUAUCUCUGUGUUUCUCUGCGUCAUCACUUUGCCUCUGUAAAUCUCUGUCUUUGCUUUCUGUCUCUCACUGUCUGUAUUUCUUCUUGUCUCUUUUUCCGUCUUGGCCUCUGUGUCUCUCUUUGCACAUUUCUUGCUUUCUGUCUCUUAGGUUCCCUCUCGGAAUCCCUAUGUUUCUCUAUGUUUCUGUCUACAUCUCACGAGUCAUCUAUCUCCUUGCCUCUGCCCCUCUCUCUCUGUGCCUCUCUCUCUUUCUCUAUCUCAGUCUCUGUAUCUUUUGGUCUCUGUCAGUGUCUUUCUGGCUUUGCCUCUCUUGGGCUCUUUCUUCAUAUCUCUCUGACUCUGCAUGUCUCUCUUAUCUCCGUGUCUAUCUCUCUGUGCCUGUCUCUGUCUCUGUGUCUUCCUCUCUCUCUAUCUCUCCAGCUCUGUCUUGCCUCUUCCUCCCUCUUUCUCUGAGUGUGGCUCUUUCUCCUAUCUCUGGUUCUUGCAUGUCUCUCUCUCUUAUCUGUGUCUCUGUCUCUCUCUCUCUGUGACUAUUCACAUCUGCUGUCUGUCUGCUUCUUUGUGGCUGUUUUUUGGCUCUUCAUCUCUCUCUCUGCGUGGAUCUCUUCUCCUUAUCUCUUUGUCUCUGAGUGUCUCUGGUUCUUAGUGCCUCUCUCUGCUUUCAUGUCCCCAUCUGCUCUCCCCACCUCUCUCCUCACCACCCGCCCAUGCCUGUGUCUACAUGUUUCUGUGUGUCUCUGGCAUCUCUUUGCCUCUGUUAGUCUCUCCCUGCCUCCGUAUCCCCUGUACUCCCACCCUCUCCUCUCUCCCUUUCCUUCCUGUAUUCUGUGUCUCUGGUGUCUCUUUGAGUCUCUGGGUCUUAGGACAUCUCCGUGCCUUUGAGUCCCCCUCUGUUCCCCACCCCUCUCGCUCUGUCUCUGUGUUCAUAUGUUUCUGUGUGUCUCUGUGUCUCUCUGACUCUAUGUCUCUGUCUCUGGGCAUCUCUUUGUCUCUAUGAGUCUUUCCCUGCCUCUGAGUCCUCUGUGCUCCCUGCCUAUUCCCUCUCCCUUUUUCCCCUUGUCUCUGUCUCUGGAUGUCUCUGUGUCUCUGUGAGUCUCCUGGCCUCAGGGCACCUCCCUGCUUUUGAGUCCCCCUCUGCUCCUGCCCCUCCCUUUCCCCUCUGUCUCCUUCUGUGUGUCUCUGUGUAUCUCUGUGUGUCUCUGUAGGUCUCUGUGCUUUUCCUUGUCUCUGUGUCCCCCUCUAUUCCCCACCCCUCUCCCCUCUCUCUGUUACUGCAUCUCUAUCUGUUUCAGCCUCUGUCUGUUUCAGCGUAUCUCUGCGUGUCUCUGCGUGUCUCUGUCUCUGUGAAUCUCUGUGUCUCUGUGAGUCUGGGGCCUCUCCCUGCCUCCGUGUCCCCUGCGCUCCCCGCCCUCUCCCUCUCCCUCUCUCCCCCCUCGCUCUCUCGCUCGCGCUCUCUCUCUGAGCAUCCUUGGGCCCGGGGUUGCCAUGGGGACAAGGUGGGAGCCGGGGAUGGCGCGCGCCUGGGCUCGCGCCGGCAGCUCAGGCGAGGAGCAGCGGCCAGAGCAGCGCCAGCAGCAGGCAGCGAGCGGGCGCGGGAGCGGGAGCGGGAGCGGGGGUAGCGUUGGCGGCGGCGGCUCCUCCUCGGCCAUCCCCUCGGAGCUGUGCAGCUGACGCGCAUGGCGAAGACAGCGGCGCCUACCGAUGGGAGCAGCGGUUCUCUACUGGACCGGGUUGGUGGCUUGAAUGUAUUAGCUUCGCUGCUUCUGCCCAAGAGAAAUAAGAAUGUCUAAGCCCUUGGAGGCCGAGAAGCAAGGUCUGGACUCCCCGUCAGAGCACACAGACACGGAAAGAAAUGGACCAGACACUAACCAUCAGAACCCCCAGAAUAAGACCUCCCCGUUCUCUGUGUCCCCGACUGGCCCCAGCACCAAGAUCAAGGCUGAAGACCCCAGCAGUGACUCAGCCCCAGCGGCACCCCUGCCCCCCCAGCCGGUUCAGCCGCAUCUGCCCCAGGCCCAACUCAUGUUGACGGGCAGCCAGCUAGCCGGGCUCACGGCGCUGAUGCCAGCCCAGCAGCAGCUCCUCCUGCAGCAAGCGCAGGCCCAGCUCCUGGCCGCCGCGGCCGCCGCCGCCUCCUCCUCCUCCUCCUCCUCUUCCUCCUCCUCCUCGACCUCGCAGCCCCCAGCCUCCUCCGGGGGAGGCGACCUGCCGCCACCACAGCCUGCCAGCCAGCCCCCCGGGACCCCACAGCUCACCCUGUCCCAACCCAUCCAGCUCACAGCACAGGACAUCCAGCAGCUCCUGCAGCUCCAGCAGCUGGUGCUUGUGCCGGGUCACCACCUCCAGCCACCUGCUCAGUUCCUGCUGCCGCAGGCCCAGCAGAGUCAGCCAGGCCUGCUACCGACGCCAAAUCUAUUCCAGCUACCUCAGCAAACCCAGGGAGCUCUUCUGACCUCCCAGCCCCGGGCAGGGCUGCCCACACAGGCCGUGACCCGCCCCACGCUGCCCGACCCGCACCUCUCGCACCCGCAGCCCCCCAAAUGCUUGGAGCCACCAUCCCAUCCCGAGGAGCCCAGUGACCUGGAGGAGCUGGAGCAGUUCGCUCGCACCUUCAAGCAACGCCGCAUCAAGCUGGGCUUCACGCAGGGUGACGUGGGUCUGGCCAUGGGCAAGCUCUACGGCAACGACUUCAGCCAGACGACCAUCUCCCGCUUCGAGGCCCUCAACCUGAGCUUCAAGAACAUGUGCAAACUCAAGCCUCUCCUGGAGAAGUGGCUCAACGACGCAGAGACUAUGUCUGUGGACUCAAGCCUGCCCAGUCCCAACCAGCUGAGCAGUCCCAGCCUGGGUUUCGACGGGCUCCCCGGCCGGAGACGCAAGAAGAGGACCAGCAUCGAGACAAACGUCCGCUUCGCCUUAGAGAAGAGUUUUCUAGCGAACCAGAAGCCUACCUCAGAGGAGAUCCUGCUGAUCGCAGAGCAGCUGCACAUGGAGAAGGAGGUGAUCCGCGUCUGGUUCUGCAACCGGCGCCAGAAGGAAAAACGCAUCAACCCCUGCAGCGCGGCCCCCAUGCUGCCCAGCCCGGGCAAGCCAGCCAGCUACAGCCCCCAUCUGGUCACGCCCCAAGGGGGCGCCGGGACCCUGCCGUUGUCCCAAGCUUCCAGCAGUCUGAGCACAACAGUUACUACCUUAUCCUCAGCUGUGGGGACCCUCCACCCCAGCCGGACAGCUGGAGGGGGUGGGGCCGGGGGCGGGGCCGCGCCCCCCCUCAAUUCCAUCCCCUCUGUCACUCCCCCACCCCCGGCCACCACCAACAGCACAAAUCCCAGCCCUCAAGGCAGCCACUCGGCUAUCGGCUUGUCGGGCCUGAACCCCAGCACGGGAAGCACAAUGGUGGGGUUGAGCUCCGGGCUGAGUCCAGCCCUCAUGAGCAACAACCCUUUGGCCACUAUCCAAGCCCUGGCCUCUGGUGGAACCCUGCCCCUUACCAGCCUUGACAGCAGCGGGAACCUGGUGCUGGGGGCGGCUGGCGCGGCCCCAGGGAGUCCGGGCCUGGUGACCUCGUCACUCUUCUUGAACCACGCCGGGCUGCCCCUGCUCAGCGCCCCGCCUGGUGUGGGCCUGGUCUCGGCAGCCGCGGCGGCCGUGGCGGCCUCCAUCUCCAGCAAGUCUCCUGGCCUCUCCUCGUCCUCGUCCUCGUCCUCGUCCUCGUCGUCCUCCUCCACUUGCAGUGAGGCGGCAGCACAGACCCCUGGAGGCCCAGGGGGGCCCGAGGUAGGGUCCAAGCCUGAGUGAGGGCCCGCCACGCCUCCCCUCCUCCUCCUCUGACCCCCGCCUCCGUCCCCCACCUGGGAAGAGGGCGAGGAGGCCAUUGGUGGGGAUGCAGAGGGUCCUCGGAGCAGGAGUGACGAGGGAGGAAAGACCAAAAAACAAGAAACAAAAAAACAACCAACCAAAAAGAAAGAAAGAAAGAAAGAAAAGAAACCAACCAACAGAAAAAAGAAAACCAAAAAUAAUCACAAAGAAACCAGCUGCCCCAAAGGAACAAGAGGUGAAAAACAAACAUUAAAAAAAAAAAAAGAAAACCAAAAACAAACAAAAAAUCCCUCACCAAACCGAACAAACCAAAAACCAGUCUCGAGCCAGACCUCAGUGUGCUCACCCUCACUGCUACGACACCAAAUAAGAACCCCAGCCAGGGGCGGAGAAGCCUCGGCAGGGCGGACGCGCGGGCCCCUGGCUGCGGGGCGAAGCCUCCCGCUGCGUGUGGCGUGGGCAGAGAAGGAAAAAGAGAAUGUACCAGCCUCCCAGCCGCAGCCCUCAGUCCUGGGCCAGCCAAGGCAGGGAGGGCACAGCCUGGGGCUGAUGGGGUGGGCUCAGAACCACCCGCCAAAUAUUCCUUUCCAGAAGGUGAAAGAGAAAGGGCCUGAACAACUUUACACCAAAUAUUCAGUAGCUUCAUCCAAAGGAUGUACAGAAUUUUUAGCGUUGUGCUCAACAGAAUGUGUCCCUGUCAUGUGUCCCCCCUCUCGCCCGGCCCCCAGCUCUCCCUGCCCGGGCAGGGGGGUCUCGCUUUAACCUCCUCCCUACCCCAGCCAGGGGAGAGUUCAGGGGAAGGCCUGGGCUGACUUUUCACCCCUUGUACCUCCCCCUUUUUCCCUUUGAAGGGUGGGCUAGGCCGUUUUGCCAAGUUCUAGCUCUCACAUGUCCCCCCUCAACCCUGUCACCCUCCUCUGCUCUGGAAUCUCCCCCCCAUCCCUAGUCCGAGGGAAGGUGGAAGCUUCAGGCAAGAGAGGAUGAGGUGAGGGCUUUCAAGUUGUCUUUUUUUCCAUCCUCGUCUGUCAGUUUCCCUGAAAAAAAAAAAAAAUUCAUAUUCCAGUGCCUAUCCGUGGGAUCCUUCACGUUCUUUGACAUUGACCAGAAACCAAAAAGAGAACUCACCUCGCUCUUCCCACCCUGUGCCCCUCCGAUACUGGCAGAUGCCUCUUCCUCUCCCCUCACACACAUGCAUACACGCACGCACCCCAGUGGUGGGGUUCCUCGAGAUGGCGUCCCCAUCAGGGUCCGUGUGGCAGGGACAGUGCCGUGACCUGUGGCCCCCAUCCGAGAGGGCGCUGUGGUGGCCACCACUCCCACAAGACCUCCCUCAAGUCUUGGCUGGACCCUGUGUUUGCCCAGCCCUGGACACAUCUCGACGGACAGAGGAGAGACGCUGCUGGGAGCCACGUUGCCCUCCUGCUGUUGUGGAGGCCAACAAAGUUCUGAACCAAAAAAACAAAAACAAAAAACCAAACAAUAAAUUAAAACUAGAAAAAAAAAAAGAAUUUAUAGAUAUAUAUAUAUUUAAGGGAAAGAAGACGAGGACUCUUCAAAGGAUACGAAGGAGCCGCGAGGGGGAGCCAAGCCCCUGCACCAGUGGUCCAGGCCCUUGGUCCCCGAGGCGGAUGGAAGGACGGAUGCUUCUUUCUCUUCACAAAUACCUCAUGGACGUCGUCUUCGGGAAAGCCGGACGGGGGCGGCUGGGGCAGGGCCUGUCCCUCAGCCAGGGCGGAUGGAAGCGGGUGGGCAGGGCUGAGAGAGGGUGUCAGGGACAGGGGUGAAGAGCCCCGAGCUCCCCGCCCCCCCAAUCAACUGAAAAAGCUUUAAAAAAAAAAAACAGGAAAAAAAGGAAUAAGAAAGCAAAAAAGAAUGGACGAAGGAAAACUAACAAACUUUCGGGUGGUUUGAUUCCUCCUUUGAGUUCUUCUUCUGUUCUCUGCAGUCUGUCCUCUUCCCUCUGUCUCCUCCUUUCUCUUGGUCUGUCUCUCCCUCUUCCUUUCCUCUGCUUUCACCUCUCUUAAUCUCCUUCUUUCUGUGUCUCUCCUCAAACCAAAGUGUUGCUGUGAAGGACGCGAGCCAUUGAAAUCAGAGUGGCCCCCGCCCCUCGCCGGGCAGGAGCAGAGGGAGGGGAGAGCCCCGGGAGAUGGGCAGUGCCGCCGGACACUUCCGAGGAGAGGCAGACAGAGCCUCAGACACCACCCCGGGCCCCGAGGCCUCAGCGUUCUCUCUCUUUCUUGCCUCCCUUCUCCCACUCGGGAAAUGAAGCUGUUGGGCUGGGACAUGGAGGCAGCAGAGGCUCAGCUGUUUCAGGGGUCUCGGGGUGCCUUGUCUGGGCAAUGGUGGAGUGGCUGCCCCUCCCACCCUGGCACCGAUGGGGCCUGGCCUGCCGUCGACCCAUCCUCGCCAGAAUGUAAGCUUCUCCGCUGAACCGACUCCCUGCCCUUACCCUACCUCUGAGUUUGUCCAUUUUUAUUUCCUGAAGAGAAGGGACUGGCUAGAGGGCCUGGGCCCCAGCCCAAGGGUGGAGAGGGGGCCAAGGGCUCCUGAACAGAUAGGAAGGACAUUUGAGCAGAGCCAAGUGAAAGGAAUUACAACCAAAAACCCCUCUGAGAAGACAGGCAGCAUGGAAGGCAUGGUGGCGAUGACUCAAACAAAAACUAUGAUUCUAGACCAAAAAAAAGGAAAAAAAGAAAAAAAAAAAAAAAAGCAAGAAAAAAAGAAAAAAAACAGAAAAAAGAAAAAAAAAAAAAAAAGGAAAGAAAAUCCAGGACUCACCACCACCCACUUCAUCCUGCUUCCUCUCCAUCAAGUCCUGCCACCUGGGACCUUCCUCCACCCCAGUGUGGGAGGAGCGGGGCAGAGGGGAGAGGAGGAAGCAGGGGGCAGGGAUGGGGCUGAUGCCCUGACAUUGGUGGAGGGACCCCUGUGCAGCCGGGGUGGUGGGGACCCUCCCCGUCCGACCCCCAUAACUGGGAAAAGAAAAACAAGAAAAAAAGAAAAUUCCUGGAAGGGGGAAAAAUAACCAAAUCCCAAGCUUUAACUACAGCUGUGAAACCAAAUAUUGGGAAGGGGGUGGGAGGGAGGGAGGGGCAAGUGCGCCCCAGGUCUCCCCCCUGGGCCCCCUCCCCCGAGGACUCGAGAUAAGGCACCAAAUACCUCAUAGAACUUUAAUGUUAAAAAAUGGAAACCAAAUAUCGUUGGCUGGGGGCCAGCCAGGGCAAGGGGCCGGGGGCCUGGGGGAGCCAGGGUUGGGAAGGUGAUGGGGGAAUUCAUGCCCCCCAACCCCCUCUGCCCCUUUCACUCCAGUCCCCCACCCCGUC